AUGCGUGCCUUCGCCUCAGUCCUGCUUCUGACGGGCUCCGUGCUGGCACUACCCGCUCAGAAGCGCAAGAAUGUCGUUCCUGCUACCUGUGAUCCGAAUGUCGUCCAGACUGUCCUUAAAACGGUGACCUCACUGAAGGCUCCGGAAACCGUAGUUCUCGCCACUUUCGAAACGGGCUUGGUUGAAUCUCAUUUCAACAACCUUAACUUCGGGGAUCGCGAUUCCUUAGGUGUUUUCCAACAACGCCCAUCUCAGGGCUUCACCAACCCUACGGACGUCGCGCAUGCUACCACGGCAUUCGUACAGGCGGCCAUCAAGGACUUUAACAAGCACCCUGACAGGAGUGCAGGCACGAUCGCCCAGGAUGUACAGCGAUCGGGUUUCCCUCAACGCUACGAGCAGGCCAAAGGCGCGGCACAGAAAAUCCUCGACGAAGCCCGCGCGGGCGGGGCGCUAUCCUGCGCUGGCAAGUCAACUGCCACCCAGUCGACCGCUGCGGCCAAGGCCACUUCCGCGUCGAAGGGCUCCUCGAAGUCUGGCUCCAAGUCUGGCUCCAAGGGUGCAGCCAAGUCCAGUGCUGCUGCUUCGUCCAGCGACGCCGCCGCAUCUUCCUCAGACUCGGUUGCGGCGGCCUCCUCUACGGUAGCGGACACCACCAGCGACAGCGUCGACGCGACUUCUACCGACAGCUCCGUGGACGCAACCUCGACCGAUUCUACGGACGCGACCGCGACUGAUAGCGCGGAUGCAACUGCGACCGACGCCGCCGACGCUACCGAUUCGGCCGAGACGGACGAUGCUGACGCGACCGCCACGGACAGCGCGGACGCCACUGCCACCGAUGCUCCGGACGAUGAUACGGAUGCAACGGCCACCGAUAGCGCGGAUGCAGCGGAUGCCACCACGGAUCCCGACGCUGAUUCCACUACCGACGCUGCGUCCACCGAUGAUGGUGAUGACGGCGACGACACUGCGACCGCCACGGCCGAUGCCGCUGACCCUACUGCAGCCGACGAUGGUUCCGAUGACGUUGAUGGUUCCGAUGACGUUGAUGGCACCGAUGGCACUGACGACACCGGCGCCGACGCUGCGGAUGGCUCGGACGAUCUCGGUUCUGCAGAUCUCGGCGAUGAUGGAGCCGAUGCCGGCGACGACUCCGGUGAUGACCUUGACACCGGCGACGACUUGGGCGACGACCUCGACACGGGCGACGACGCGGGCGACGACCUCGACACUGGCGACGACGCGGGCGACGAUUUCGACACUGGCGACGACGCGGGCGACGACCUCGACACAGGCGACGAUGCUGGCGACGACCUCGGCACUGGCGAUGACUCUGGCGACUUCGAUUCGUUCGCUGACGGCGACGAUGCAGGAGCGGACACCGGUGACGAUGGGUCCGACGACACCGGCGACGAUUCGUUCGAUGACUCGUUCGAUGACUCGGGAGAUGAUUCGUUCGACGACUCCGGUGACGACUUCGAUGAUUCAGGAGAUGACUUCGAUGAUUCGGAGGACUUCGGUGACGACUUCCGCCUGCGCCGCCGCCAUGCGCGUGAUUUCAACAUCGCGAGGCUUUGAACGUGAUCAAGGCUUGUUCGUCAAGCCUAUGUUUUGGCUCCUGUUCUAGUUUUCCGGCUCGUGAAUGCUUGAAGGACAUUUUCCCAUAUUACACAAUAUCUUCGAGACGCUGUACAUAGUUGUCGUGGUUCAAACGCAUCGUAAAACCGCAAACCACUGCGCUCAACAAC
This is a messenger RNA of Punctularia strigosozonata HHB-11173 SS5, 1751 nucleotides long. RefSeq lists its product as uncharacterized. The transcript has 10 exons. Lineage: Eukaryota; Fungi; Basidiomycota; Agaricomycetes; Corticiales; Punctulariaceae. The record is from RefSeq and is a predicted model, not a curated record. Bases 1 to 1581 code for a protein of 526 amino acids.